ACUCCCAGACUCUUCCCUUGUGUUCAUUUUUCUUCUCUUCACCGUUUCCCUUAGCCCUUCUCUUCAUCUUACUUCCUACUUUUUAAGGUGAAUUUGUUGGGUGAUGAGGGCAGUUUUCUCUUUUUAUCUUACUCCUAAAAUUCUCCAGGAAUCACAGGAAGCAGUGUUUUCCCGAUUUCUCUGGUGAUAGAAAUAGCGAUAGUGAUUUCAGUGUUACAGAGUAUUCCCCGUAUCAUGGCUGGAGGUUAUGGAGUGAUGGGAGAUGAUGGCUCUAUUGAUUACACCGUUCAUGAAGCCUGGAAUGAGGCCACCAACGUGUACCUGAUAGUGAUUCUUGUUAGCUUUGGCCUUUUCAUGUAUGCCAGAAGGAAUAAGAGGAAGAUCAUGAGAAUAUUCAGUGUGCCUCCCGUGUCAGAAACUUUGACAGAAUCCAACUUCUAUGACACGAUGAGCAAAAUCCGUUUAAGGCAACAACUAGAAAUGUAUUCUAUUUCAAGGAAAUAUGACUAUCAGCAGCCACAAAACCAGACUGACAGUGUACAACUAUCCCUGGAAUGAAUGAAUGCUUAGCACAAGUUAUAGUUUGCUGACAGUUCGGUAGCAGUCAGUUCAGAACUCUUUCUCGCAAAAGCUGAAGAGCAUAAAUUUAUUUGAAUUUAUGCAUAAAACCAUGUCACUUUUUAAUUAUUUUGCCUGUAUAGAUUAUUUCGUUAUCUUGUAAAUGAAAAUGGUACAGCAACUUUAAAUAUGGGGCAAUUUGACAUGAGGAAUAUAUUUGAGUAGAUACAAGUUUUGUUUAAAAGAGGAUACUUGUAGCAUGUAGUUUACUUUCCCGUCUUAGGGAAGAAAUGGUCAGUCAAGGAUGAAAAAGUUAUUGUCAGAUUCCUGGCAGUUUACCACAGCUAAUGUGAAAGAGACCCUACAUGUGGAGGAGUGGAAAGAGAGCUGGGUUUGGAAGCAGUUGACCCAAGACCAUACCCCGGUGCUGCCACUCAGUGCCUCUGUAUCCCUGGGUAAAUGACUCAACCUCUCCAGGCCUCUGUUUUCUAAAAUAUAAAUGAGAGAAUUGGAUCAGGUGAACCCCAGGGGCCUUUCCAGGUCUAAAUACUAUGACCUCAAUCUCAUUUCAGACAUUUUUUUAAUAACUUUAAAAAUGGAGAAGAGUUAUUAGUUGAGCAUUCUGCACUCUCAUUUCUAGGACUUCUUUGUUAAGUUUGACCCACCAGCCUUUGCAAAUGACUGUCUUUUUUUUUUUUUAUGGUUUUACCUUUUCCUAAUUUAAAAAGCCUUUUUGUGAUUGCUUUUUCCCUUGAUUGUAUUGCUGUGGUUUAUCCCUCCUCCCAUUUUUUUUUUUUUACUUCAACUCUCUAGUUGGGAGGGAAAGGGGACAGCCAGAGGAAGAGUGGGUGGGUACUCUGAUGAGUCACUGGGGUGAGCUGUGCCUGCCUGGGCCUCUGUGUUUGGGUACUGGCCCCAUUACAGCCAUUGUGUAUUGUUUACACUUUUCAACUAUUAGCUUCUUGGAAAAAUCUCGUCUAUUACAUGCUUCACUAUAUUACAAUAUUCAAAAGGGUAUUUAUGGACUAUGCAUAUUUUUUCAUGUUUUAUUUAAUAUCAGGCAAUUAUUUAAAUAGAGGAUAAUUGAUUAAAAGGUGGUAAAAUUGUAGACGUUUAACUGCCCAUUUAGUUAACCAAGAUUCAAUAUCUGAAUCGUAGCUAUUCUUAAUUUUCAAAGACAAAACAAGUAGUGGAAAGAGAGCUGGGUUUGGAAGCAGCUGACCCAAGACCAUACCCCAUACAAAACAAGUAUUAUUUAUCAACACCUCUACAGAUGUAAGAAUUGAUUCAUAAUACAGUUUUGAAGAUUAAAAACAUAAAAUCAAGAAAACGCAAUUUCCUGUUUUUAAAGUUAAAUUACAUUGUUCAAAGGGCAUUUUGUUGGCUCUGAAUUGUCUCACUACAUGAAGCAGUUCAUUCCAGCCACAUAAGUUACUUUCAGUGCCAGUCUAUUCUAGUAAUUAAAGAUUAGCUAAAAAUUUAUAAACAAAAGCAUAUAGUUAGGGAAAAGUGGGGAGUGGAGUGCAAGGGGAUCAGUGUUCUACAAGGCUUUGUUCUUAUGAGAAGUGCCCUCUAGCCCCAAGAAAAGAGCACCAAAGGUCUAGUCCAUAGUUUGCCACUGAGACGAAGAGCAAACCACCUAAGGUGACUGAAUUUCCUCAUUUCCCUUCACUGAAAGGGGGUUGUCACCAAAAACCAGUAGAUUAUUUUGGUGACAAACCUUGGCAACUAAGGGAGAAGUUUGUAGAGUUGAGAUGAUGGAUGGGGUUCACCCCCACAUCUAAAUUUUUCUGUUCUUGUUCCCAAGCCAACUCAACACAGCUGGAAGAAGUCAUAAAUAUUUGCUUAUUGGGUCCAUUACAAAUUCAGACCAUCCAAUUCAUGGCUUAACUAGGCCUUCAACCCUGUUUUGCAAUCCUUUUAUCAAUCUCUGACUCAUCAUACUACUUACAAUGGCUGGUGGUUCCAAAUAUCCUCCUCAGGCCCUUGACUUCACCAGCCCCUUUCAGCUGAUGACUUCUACUCAGUUGAGGAUUACAAUCUAUGUGCAAAAAUUAGCUAAUCGGAACACAGUAUUUUUUAGCCAAUGGGGUAGGUGAUACAGGGACAUUUAUUCAAUUCCUCCCUUAUAUGGACAUAGCUCAGGAGCAGAUCGAAUUGCGACCAGCCUAGAGUUUCCCUGAAUCAUGUGAUUUUAUUUGUUGGGAGUUGGGGGGGGGGGGGGCGGUAAGAAGCAGACCGGAUUGAGAGAAGACCAAACCUCAUUUCCUCAUACCUUCACUCACCCAUAAUGAAAUUUUUUUCAGCCAAAGUAAAUUCCUAGCCAUUCUAGAUCUCAUCUGGCUGUCACCCACCUCUGCUCUUUAAUGCAGGCUGUCCGUCAUCAUUGGAAUGCACUCCCUCUUCAUUUCUGCCUUUAAAAUACUUAUCUUCCUCCAACAUCCAUUUUGAGUAUCUUUGAUAAAGCCUUCUCUGACCCUCCUACAAACGCAUUAAAUCUGUCCACUAGCAUUUAUUAAGCACGUAAUACAUGUUAGGCACCAUCCUAGGUACUGGGCAUACACAGCAAAAAAGCCUCUGUCUUCAAGGAGCUUACACUCUAUCCAAUACAACAGUGGGGGGGGGGGGGAGGGGAGGGGGUGGUGGUAGGUACUAUAAGCUUUGGGGAAUCCGAUAAGGUGGUGCCUGAGCUGAUUCUUGAAGGAAACGAGGAUUCUAACAAGAGUGGGCAUAAGGAAGUACAUUCCAGGCAUGGGAGUCAGCCAAUAA
This is a messenger RNA of Dromiciops gliroides (monito del monte), 3327 nucleotides long. RefSeq names its product small integral membrane protein 19 (gene SMIM19). The transcript has 4 exons. The record is from RefSeq and is a predicted model, not a curated record. NCBI's taxonomy places the organism in Eukaryota, Metazoa, Chordata, Mammalia, Microbiotheria, Microbiotheriidae. Bases 235 to 558 code for a protein of 107 amino acids.